CGUGAACAUCAGAGGUCCCUGGUUUGGCGUAGAAAUUAUAUGGUAAAAUGCCGUUCACGCAGAGAUCAAGGGUGACAAAUGUGAAGAGUCAUAAGUGAAGGAACUCUGAUCCACCAUGGGAAACACGCCAUCAAAAAGUGUCAGUGGAGACGAACCGGUCAAAACAACUUUAUUUGAAAGGGAGCCAAGUGGGAUAAUAUACAGAAUUCCUGCUCUUCUUUACCUGAGGCAGAGUCACACCUUCCUCGCCUUUGCAGAGAAAAGAUCCUCGCCCUGUGACCAUGAUGCAAAAGUUCUUGUUAUGAGAAGAGGAACAUUGAGGGAUGAUGGACAUGUUCAGUGGUCGUCCAGUCAGGAGCUGUCAACAGCAUGUCUACCAAACCACCGCACCAUGAAUCCUUGCCCUGUGUAUGAAAAAAACACUAAAACAUUGUUUUUAUUUUUCAUCUGCAUCUUGGGAAACACUACAGAGUUCAGGCAGAUCUUCACAGGGAAGAACAAGGCGCGUCUUUGUUAUGUUAGCAGCAAUGAUGAUGGCCAGACCUGGAGCCAAGUGACAGACUUAACAGAGAGUGUGAUAGGUGACACUAUCCACAAGUGGGCCACUUUCGCUGUGGGUCCAGGCCAUGGUGUCCAGCUGGAGAACGGAAGAUUGAUCAUACCAGCCUAUGCCUAUUAUGUCCCUUACAGAUGCUGUUCCUUCCCUAUUCCUUUUACAGUCUACCCACGGGCUCUGUCAGUAUUUAGUGAGGACUUUGGUCAGACAUGGCGUAUAGGUAAGAUGCUUCGAAAGAAGUCAUGUGAAUGUGAGAUGGCGGAGAUCAUAGAUCAUGAGGGCAGGAGCCACCUUUACUGCAACGCUCGUAACUCCAGAGGCCACAGGUGUGAGGCUCUGAGUGAAAAUAGCGGCGUCUACUUUGACAAGCCCCAUGUGGCUCCAGAGCUCAUCGAGCAACCACCUUCCGGCUGCCAGGGCAGCGUGAUUGGAUUUCCCGCUCCUGAAUUUGUCCCGAAUGAUGACGCUGAGAGCAAAGCGUGUGGCACAUCUCUCUUGUCUCCAGACACACAAACCUGGCUCCUCUUCAUGCACCCAACUAACAAAUCUAGUAGAAAGGACAUGGGCGUGUAUUUGAACCGCUCCCCCCUGCACUCGUCUGGAUGGGACAGGCCCAGGAUUGUCCACAGCGGACCCAGUGGCUACUCAGACCUGGCUUACAACGGGGACAAGGAUCAGUUUUCGUGCCUGAUGGAGUGUGGGAAAGAGAGUGAACUUGAGCAGAUUGCGUUUAUGUCGUUUAGCCUCAAUGAUGUCAUGCAGACGGGCAAGAAAGACAAGAAGAUGCGCUGAAUUGUGGUUGUUUUAUUUCUGUAUUUAAAGCUCUAACAUUCUCCUGCAACCUAAAAAUCCAAGAAAAAGCCGCUAAAUAUGCUGUGCAGUAACAUCUGUCUGUGUUUACUGUUGUUCUACAGUCUGGAGAUGAUGAUGCAUGCAUUAACCGUGUGUUUUGUUGUCUCCUUGUUUACAUGGGGGGAAAAGUAAUUCAAGUCUUAAUAGUAUUAUUAUGCAACCGGCUGUAUAAGGAAGGAAACUUUUUACGGUAAUUGGGUGGAUGAUUUAAGCAUGCUGGACUGUCAUUUUUAAAACAGGCUUUGUGUGUUGCAUGUUUGAUAAGUAUCUGCAUCUUAUGGAACUCUCAGUCAUUUCUGAGCAGUGCAGAAAGUUUGCCUACCUCUUUUUAUUUUCAUAUGACGAUCAUUGUAAAAGUAGAGCGUAGAGUUUCCUCCAUGCUCAGACUUUCCUUUGCAUUUACUGUACUCUGGUUCACAUAUGCCUUCUACUCCACUGUUGAAACUUAAGCUGUGCCACACAGCCUGCCAGGGCACAACCUCCUCUGUGGUAUCAGAUUCAGCCAAAGCCGGCGACAAAACCGGACAGAAAAGUUAAAUGUUUGAUAUUUAUUUGCCACAUCCAGCUAAUCAAUGAAGAGACCAAUCGAACUGUAUCAGAUUAAUGAGUUUUUGAAAGAGUUGAAGGAUUUACUAAGAGAAUUCCUGUACUUUCUUCAAGCUAAUUCUGUCAAAAGCGCUUGGGCUACUUUGUACUGGACACUAUUUUUUUAUUACAUUCAUUUUCAGAAGCAAUAUUUCAUU
This is a messenger RNA of Scomber japonicus (chub mackerel), 2151 nucleotides long. Its product is annotated as sialidase-3-like. The record is from RefSeq and is a predicted model, not a curated record. Gene Ontology annotation, biological process: ganglioside catabolic process; oligosaccharide catabolic process. Gene Ontology annotation, cellular component: membrane; lysosome; cytoplasm. Gene Ontology annotation, molecular function: exo-alpha-sialidase activity. Bases 116 to 1348 code for a protein of 410 amino acids. NCBI's taxonomy places the organism in Eukaryota, Metazoa, Chordata, Actinopteri, Scombriformes, Scombridae. The transcript has 3 exons.